Molecule: messenger RNA, 2754 nt
Organism: Syzygium oleosum
Lineage: Eukaryota; Viridiplantae; Streptophyta; Magnoliopsida; Myrtales; Myrtaceae
Exons: 1
Coding region: 579-2582 (667 amino acids)
Biological process (GO): cell surface receptor signaling pathway
Molecular function (GO): protein binding
Source: RefSeq, a predicted model, not a curated record
AUGGAGAUCGCGUGGGGCCACGGCGCGUGGGGAUUGAAUCGCAGCUCCAGAGGUUUUUUUGGGGACCGGCCAAUCCAACUUCCUAUAUAUAACCGAAGAAACAAUGGUGGUUCGAGAUUAAUGUCUGAAAGAAGUUGGAGAAAAACCCGUUUGACCAGUUACCCCCACCAGAGAGCCAAUUCUCGCUCUCCUCCUCCUCCUCCUCCUCCUCCCCACCAUUGCCGCCACCUUGCUCCGCCGGCCGUACGAAGCCAGACCCCAAAUCCCAGCCCCGCCGACGCCGCCGCCGCCGCCUCGAGGGGGGGCUAGAAGAAAGGCCAAAACUUGCAGUUUCCGAGCUGCUGUCGCCUGCCUUAAUGAUGGUGGUCUCCACAUUCGCAUACUUAUAAAGAACACACCUUCUCAGUUGGGACCCUCCACCGUCGCCGAGAACCCCACCCCCCCGAUAUAUACCCUUUUGCCAGGAGCCUCGAAAAGUUAGCAAAAGUUUGCCAGAAUUGGUGCAGGAAAACUGGUGGGGCUUUGAUCUCGGCUUCUCCCUUUGUUUAGCUUCUUCUCUAGGUCCCGCUAAUUAGGCCAUGGCGGACAUAGUGAAACAGAUUCUCGCCAGGCCGAUCCAGCUGGCCGAUCAGGUGACCAAGAUGGCCGACGACGUCCACGUGUCGUUCAAGCCCGACUGCGCCGAGAUCAAGGCCAAGACGGAGAAGCUGGCCGCACUCCUCCGCCAGGCGGCCCGCGCCAGCAACGACCUCUACGAGCGCCCCACGCGCCGGAUCGUCGCCGACACCGAGCAGGUCCUCGACAAGGCCCUCGCCCUCGUGGUCAAGUGCCGGGGCAACAGCCUGAUGAAGCGCGUGUUCACCAUCAUCCCCGCGGCUGCGUUCCGGAAGACCUCCAUGCAGCUGGAGAACUCGAUCGGGGACGUCUCCUGGCUGCUGCGGGUGUCGGCCUCCGCGAACGACCGCGACGACGAGUACCUGGGCCUCCCGCCCAUAGCCUCCAACGAGCCCAUCUUGUGUCUAAUAUGGGAGCAAAUCGCAAUCCUCUAUACGGGCUCGGUAGAGGACCGGUCCGACGCAGCUGCCUCGUUGGUCUCGCUGGCCCGGGACAACGACCGCUACGGGAAGCUGAUCAUCGAGGAAGGCGGGGUGCCGCCGCUGCUGAAGCUCGCCAAGGAAGGGCGGCUGGAAGGGCAGGAGAACGCGGCCAGGGCGAUCGGGCUGUUGGGGCGGGACCCCGAGAGCGUCGAGCAAAUCGUGAACGUGGGCGUGUGCUCGGUGUUUGCAAAGAUCCUCAAGGAAGGCCGCAUGAAGGUCCAGGUCGUGGUGGCGUGGGCGGUGUCGGAGCUGGCCGCGAACUACCCGAAAUGCCAGGAUCAUUUCGCCCAGAACAACGUGAUCAGGUUGCUGGUGAGCCAUCUGGCGUUCGAGACCGUGCAAGAGCAUAGCAAGUAUGCGAUCGCGAGCAAACAGAAGAUGUCGAUACAUUCAGUGGUGAUGGCAAGUAACAGCAAUCAGGGUGACGCUGAUGCGCCUGGACAUGAAGAUGAUCACGACAAGCAAGCUCUGGACGGUCACAUUGCACAUCCCAUGGGCAAUGAAACCCCAAGCCAAAUGCAGAAUGUGGUGGCCAACACCAUCGCCAUGAAGCACCAAGCAUCCUCGCACUCCAAGCCACCCACGUCGAUGCAGAGCUACGCCCCAAAUCACCAUCCCAACAAUGCUAAGACCGCCCAGAACAGCGCCAAGCAGCAUCACCACCACCACCACCAGCCCCAGCACGUGGCGUUGGCCGGGAGUAGCAUCAAGGGGCGAGAGUUCGAAGACCCCGCGACCAAGGCCCAGAUGAAGGCGAUGGCCGCUCGGGCCCUUUGGCAGCUCUCCAAGGGGAAUGUCGGGAUUUGCCGGAGCAUUACGGAAUCGAGAGCGCUCCUCUGCUUCGCCAUUCUGCUCGAGAAGGGUCCCGAAGACGUUCAGUCCUUUUCGGCGAUGGCACUGAUGGAGAUCGCGGACGUGGCCGAGCAGAACUCAGAGCUGAGGCGCUCUGCCUUCAAGCCGACUUCCCCGGCCGCCAGGGCGGUCGUGGACCAAUUGUUGAAGGUGAUCGAGAAGGGCGAGUCACACCUCUUGCUGACUUGCAUCAAGGCCAUCGGCAGCCUGGCAAGGACUUUCCGAGCAACCGAGACGAGGAUCAUCAGCCCGCUGGUGAAGUUGCUCGACGAGAGGGAGCCUGAGGUGUCGAUGGAGUCCACCAUCGCCCUGAAUAAGUUCGCGUGCACGGACAAUUUCCUCCACCUCUACCAUUGCAAGGCCAUCAUCAGCGCCGGCGGCGUCAAGCACUUGAUUCAGCUUGUCUACUUCGGGGAGCAGAUGGUCCAAAUCCCGGCAUUGAUACUCCUGUGCUACAUCGCGCUACACGUCCCUGACAGCGAGACGCUCGCGCAGGAGGAGGUGCUCAUAGUCCUAGAGUGGUCGACGAAGCAGGCGCACCUAAACGAAGAGUACACGAUCAAGGACCUGUUGCCGGAGGCCAAGAGCCGGCUCGAGCUCUAUCAGUCCAGGGGUUCGAGAGGGUUCCAUUGAUUCAAUCCGGAGCUGUACGACAUAUGAAAUGCUUAGCGAGAUUAGAACUACUGGGCGGGGAGAAAUUUUUGGUUUAGUUCGUCUCUGCUGUGAUCGACAUUAAAUGUACAUAAAAUAGAAUCGUCACAUUCAAUCACCAUUCAGCAAAAGAGACCAGGAAGAGUCCUUCAAU